GGUGAACCUGGGGAAGGAAAAAGAAAGAGGAAAGGGGAGAAUGAAGAGCAGUCCUGUGUGCAAGGACAGAAGAAGCUAAAAAAGAAGCAACAGCCUCGCAGCUCUUCUGAAGAAAGCGCGGAUAGUGCAGAGGCAGCAGAUGGCAGCACUCCAUCGAGGAAGAAGAAAGAAAAUAGGAGAAAAUUCAAACUGCCACAAGAGACAACUGAAGCAGAUUCUGAAGAAGAUAUCAAACAACAGGAAAACAGAUGCAACCUUAAAAGUAAGUCUUCUAAAUUGAAGAAAGGAGAUGAAGAAACAGAGGGAGCAGAAACAAGGAAGAAGGAGCACAGUGAAAGAGCUGAAGAAAAUCAGAGCACAGAGGAGGAGCUGCCUAUAGCAGCCUCAGAGGAAGAGGCAAAUCUUCCACCCUCCAGUUUGAUGGUUCUCGGAGACUAUGACAGAAAGCCAGUGAAGAAGGUUCAGCCUUUCUUACCACAGUGGCUUGCUCAACCCAAACUAGUGCAAAAACGUAUCAAAGAUAAUCUGGUGCCAAUCAGAGAUGUCCCAGGAAUUCAUCCCCGGCUGUUGAAAAAGCUGCAAAUAAAUGGGAUAGAGUCCUUUUUUCCAGUUCAGGCGGAGGUGAUUCCUGCUAUUCUACAGAGUGCAUCCAAUGGGUAUUUGCUGGGGCAGGGAGGAUACCGCCCCAAAGACAUCUGCGUCUCGGCACCUACCGGCAGUGGUAAAACCCUGUCUUUUGUCAUACCCAUCGUACAGGUUCUGCUGGAUCGAGUCGUGUGCCAUGUACGAGCUCUGGUGGUUCUGCCCACCAAAGAACUGGCACAACAGGUGAGUAAAGUGUUCAACAUCUACACUGAUGGGACGGGUCUGAAGGUGGUUUUGAUUACUGGCCAGAAAUCUUUUGCGAAGGAGCAGGAGAUGCUUGUCCAGAAAAAAGUGACAGGCUACUGCAGCCUGGCUGACAUUAUUGUGGCUACGCCAGGGCGGCUCACAGAUCACAUUAACCAGACCCCAGGGUUCAGCCUGACGCAACUUCGUUUCCUG
Messenger RNA from Eurypyga helias (sunbittern), 1044 nucleotides. RefSeq names its product DEAD (Asp-Glu-Ala-Asp) box polypeptide 51 (gene DDX51). The transcript is spliced from 7 exons. The annotation marks the transcript as partial. Lineage: Eukaryota; Metazoa; Chordata; Aves; Eurypygiformes; Eurypygidae. The record is from RefSeq and is a predicted model, not a curated record. Gene Ontology annotation, cellular component: nucleus. Gene Ontology annotation, molecular function: nucleic acid binding; ATP binding.